AUGGUGGAUGACCAGCAGGGAGCCGAGCUCUGCUACCCUCAGCGCCUCAACUCGUCUUGCAGGGGUAUAAGGCGCCCUCGCACUGAGGCCAUCCUCUCCUAUGCUUUGCUCUCUUCCAUCGCUGUCCUCACUGUUGUUCUCAACCUGCUUGUCAUCAUCUCCAUCUCUCACUUCAGACAGCUUCACACCCCCACCAACCUGCUCCUGCUCUCCCUGGCCAUCUCGGACCUCCUUGUUGGGCUGCUGGUGAUGCCGGUGGAAAUGGUGCGGCUCAUAGAAACCUGCUGGCUGCUGGGAGAUCUCAUGUGUGCUAUGUCUCACAUUAUAGCCUUCACUCUUACCUCGGCCUCUGUGGGGAACAUGGUGCUCAUAUCGAUCGAUCGCUAUGUAGCUAUUUGUCAUCCUCUGCAGUACUCCCACCAAAUCACUCGCAGUCGAGUGGAGCUGUGUGUGUGUCUGUGUUGGGCCUGCUCAAUCCUUUACAACGGGCUGAUCUUAAAGGAACAUCUGAGGCAGCCCGACAGAUAUAACUCUUGCUUUGGGGAGUGUGUGGUGGUGAUUAACUAUGUUAUAGGAACAGUAGACCUCGUGUUCACCUUUAUCGGCCCCUGUGUGGUCAUCCUUGUUCUGUACAUGAGAGUGUUUAUCGUGGCAGUGUCUCAGGCUCGUGCCAUGCAGACUCAUAUUACAGGGGCUGCAGUCGGCAAGGUUCGAAUCAACGCAGUGAAAUCAGAGAGAAAGGCGGCCAGGACUCUGGGCAUAGUCAUACUGGUGUUUUUGAUAACUUUCUGUCCAUAUUACUACCCCUCUCUUGCAGGACAAGACAUAUCAAACAGUGCAUCGUCGUGGGCCAUCGUGACUUGGCUGCUGUACUUUAACUCUUGUUUGAACCCUCUCAUAUAUGCUUUGUUCUAUCCGUGGUUUAGAAAAGCGAUCAAGUUCAUUGUCACACUGAAGAUCCUGGAGCAGUACUCGUCUCUGACUAACAUACUUUAA
This is a messenger RNA of Labrus bergylta (ballan wrasse), 996 nucleotides long. RefSeq names its product trace amine-associated receptor 13c-like. Gene Ontology annotation, biological process: G protein-coupled receptor signaling pathway. Gene Ontology annotation, molecular function: trace-amine receptor activity. The record is from RefSeq and is a predicted model, not a curated record. Gene Ontology annotation, cellular component: membrane. NCBI's taxonomy places the organism in Eukaryota, Metazoa, Chordata, Actinopteri, Labriformes, Labridae.